AGCUCUGUUUGGGAAAGCAAGUAGUAAGUGCAUACCUCAACAGAAUUCAAGUAUGGUUUUAACAACUUGACAUACAACUUCAAUCAUUUUUACCCAGUUUACUUGGAGCUUUGCCUGAUUUGCCAAGAUUUUUACUUAUUAACGAUCAGACUUUGGCCAGUAGCUAUUUCAAGGAAAUCAAGAGCCAUUUAAAAAUGGUUGAAAUCCUUAAGCCUGUUGAUAUGGACGAGUACGAAAAGAAGUGCAUCGGCAGCUUUGUUAAAAACGAAACUGUACCUGAAUAUGACAAAACUGCCUUUUCUUCUUAAACACAAUACAUAAGCACUACAAAGCUCACUACAGGAGAUUAUCAUUGCUGCUUGAAAAUGAGCUUAUGGUUAUUGUCCAAAAUUUAUUUUCUCUCUUUUUUAUUGAUAAAUACAGAUCUGAGCCUAACGUUGAAGUCAUGGGGUACUAAUCUGAGAUCAAGUGGUAAGAAAAAGGCUGACAGUGGUUUGCUGCUGAACGAUACCUACACUGUUUUACAGUACAAAGCAAAGUCGAGCAUGGCCAGUAAACAUAAUUUGCGGGGAGACUUUGAAAAAAUGAGUAAAAGUGCAGCCAACAACAUAGAAAAAAUGAAAAAUGAAUAUGGAGACCCAAAAGUGACCCUAGUGCAAAUUUCUGGUCUGUGUUUGGAUUUCUACUUGGUCGAUUAUUAUCUUGAUGGUCCCAUAUACAGAUGCAUACAUUUUGAGCAAUGCUUUUUACCGGACAAUAGAAAUGAUUACGGCCGCCUUUUGAAGCUAUACAAAGGUUUAGGAAAAGUAUCAGCUGUGGUGGAACAAGUAAUAAAGCAUUAUAUUGAAUAAAGAC
This is a messenger RNA of Gilbertella persicaria, 855 nucleotides long. RefSeq lists its product as uncharacterized. The record is from RefSeq and is a predicted model, not a curated record. The transcript is spliced from 6 exons. The annotation marks the transcript as partial. Lineage: Eukaryota; Fungi; Mucoromycota; Mucoromycetes; Mucorales; Choanephoraceae.